Aspergillus mulundensis is the source of this 603-nucleotide messenger RNA. RefSeq names its product putative kinetochore protein spc24. The coding region runs from base 1 to 603 and encodes 200 amino acids. The transcript has 3 exons. The record is from RefSeq and is a predicted model, not a curated record. Lineage: Eukaryota; Fungi; Ascomycota; Eurotiomycetes; Eurotiales; Aspergillaceae.
AUGUUGCUCGACGAAAACCCCUCUACGCUCAUCCAUCACACAAUCGGCAAUUUCAAUAUCGCGCCCGAUAAACAAGCUGUCUCCCGCAUCAAUGACUCCCUCGCGACUCUCCAGCAGUCCCGCGAGCUACGCAUGCGCGAGGCCGAGUCCGCCCUCCGCAAACUGUCACGCCACCUCCAGUCGCUAAACACGCAACAUGAAGAAGCCGUCGCCGCCCACGACGCGAGCAAACACGCCGCCGCCAUGGUCGAGCUGGACACAAAGAAAUUCCGCAUUGCCAAGGCCGCAUCGGAGCUCGAGAUUGAGAGCGAGCGCCUUGAAGGCGAACUGGAGAUGUUAAAGGAGAGACUGGCAGAUCUAGAGGCGCAAGGUCUUGAAGGCGAUGAGACCACCCGAAGGGAGAGGGAGGCUGAUGAUGCUAUACUACUGCGUUUGAAGAUCUACCGGGCAUUAGGCAUUGAUAUCGAACCCGACGAGGUAGGGAACUUCACCAAGGCUGUCAUCCGCAACAGUCGCAAGGGCGAUGUCCACGUCGUCAACCUGGAUCCGAAGUUCUCCCGCUUUUUCUACUCCAACUAUUUCUGGUCGACUAUGCAGGGCUGA